AUGGCCAGGGCGCUGUGGCUCUGGCUGGUUUGGCUGGUGCUGCUCCGGCCUUGCUUGCAAGAGGAGGUGAAGCCUGCUGAGCCCAGCAACUGCUACCAAAUCCAUUCGGCUGACGGCAGCGUUCAUGAUGUGGGAGAGUUCCUGGAACCAGUGUCCCGGUGGAUCGCAAGCGGCGCCAGACCAGGGGAGGCCGGCUUUGGUCUCGAGAGUCUCGCGGGCAAUGCCGGCAUCGAUGCUGUUCGGGGCGAUGCCAACUCCCCACAAUGCAUCGCAGAGGGCGUGGCAAUUGUGGUUGCGUCUUGCCUCUACGUGGCACAGCCGGACUGCGUCAUCCCGUGGCACGGCUUUGUGGAGCCAUGGGAGUAUCUCGUGAGGAGCCGGAGAUGGUGUGUGAUCUUGGGUUUCAGCAACCAGUGCUGCUGUCAUUGUCUAUAG
This is a messenger RNA of Effrenium voratum, 435 nucleotides long. The record is from the annotation of a GenBank genome assembly. Lineage: Eukaryota; Dinophyceae; Suessiales; Symbiodiniaceae.